GGGGGCUCCACAGUAGGUGAAGCCGCUCGCUUCGUGCCACCAUAACUGAAGCAGGUGUCCACCAUGGCGCACGCAGGCUGCGGCUCUUUGGCGACUAUUCUCUUUUUAUUCAUCUUUCAGGCGGCUGUUCUCCAAGGAGCCGCACAGAUUCCAGUGGUGAGUCAGAACCUGGUGACGGACAACGUGUCGGUGGUGGAGGGCGAGAUGGCCAUCAUCAGUUGUCGGGUGAAGGAUAACGACGACUCGGUCAUCCAGCUACUCAACCCCAACAGACAGACCAUUUACUUCCGAGACAUGAGGCCGCUAAAAGACGCUCGCUUCCAGCUGGUCAACUUCUCCGACAACGAGCUGCGAGUGUCGCUGUCCAACGUGUCGCUCUCAGACGAGGGCCGCUACGUUUGCCAGCUGUACACCGACCCGCCGCAGGAGGCCUACGCCGACAUCACCGUGCUGGUGCCCCCAGGUAACCCCAUGAUCGACGCCCGCGACGAGGUCCUGAGCGAGGGCAACGAAACGGAGAUGACCUGCACCGCCAUGAGCAGCAAGCCCGCCGCCACCAUCAGAUGGAUGAAGGGCGAUAAGGAGCUCCCAGGAAAGCCCAAGGUGGAGUUGACCUACGACAGGAUGUACACGGUAACGAGCCGUCUCACGUUCACCGUCAACAAAGAGGACGACGGCGUACCGGUUGUUUGCAUCGUGGAUCACCCCGCAGUCAAAGACUUCCAAGUACAGAAAUACCUGGAAGUUCAGUACAAGCCUGAGGUUAAGAUCAUGGUCGAGUUUCCUCAGGGUCUGACGAGGGAAGGAGAGAACCUGGAGCUGACGUGCCAGGCCAAAGGCAGACCUCAGCCACAACUAGUCAACUGGGUGAAGGUGGACGAUGAUGUGCCGUCCCACGCCGUCAUCACCGGCGCAGACCUUUACAUCGAAAACCUCAACAAGUCCUACAACGGAACGUACCGCUGCGUGGCGGCCAACUCGUUGGGGGAGUCGUACGACGACUACAUCCUCUACGUCUACGAUGCUCCCACCACCACCCCCAAACCCACCACUGCCACCAUCUUCAUCAUCACUUCCUCCUCCUCCCUCCACCCCGAAGCCAGUCAAGACACUGCGCCCAGCACUGAACCUGCAGCUCAUGAUUCUCGAGCCGGCGAGGGAGCCCCCAGAACGGUGGACCACGCGGUGAUCGGGGGAGUCGUGGCUGUGGUGGUCUUCGCUAUGCUCUGUCUACUCAUCGUCUUGGGACGCUACUUCGCCAGGCACAAAGGUACCUACUUCACACACGAAGCCAAAGGGGCGGACGACGCGGCCGACGCCGACACGGCCAUCAUCAACGCCGAGGGCGGCCACACCAACUCCGACGAAAAGAAGGAGUACUACAUCUAAUCAAAGCAGGACCCCGACACCUUCAGCGUCCUCUUUAGGAUGCGCUUGUUUCUGGGGGGACUCGGGGAUUUGGGGGGGGGGGGGGGUUAGAGGGGAUCUGAAAUGGUCACAUUAAUGGGUGGGAGGAGCGAGAAAAAAAAAAAGCAGUUUGUCUAGUCUCGUCCGCAAAUGUAGGUUGGAAUGUUUUAUGUGUUGUAGGGAAAAGAAAUCAAAAGGACGGUUUUUAAGAUGCGGACAAGAGGAGGACGGUGGGGGUGGGGUGGGGUGGGGUCAGAGAGCUUCACCGUUCAGCACCUACCUAACGACAUGUUUAUUUUCUUGUUGAUGUUGUCGAGUCCCCGACCGUUUGCAGAAGAUCCUGUGCCUUGUUCGGAUUUUUUUUCGUGGCUUUCACAAGCUCCUUGGGUUUCUGUUGAGGGUACAAAAAAAAUGACAACCCCCCCCCCCCCCUCCCGCUCGUCCCCAACGACUACCGCCACCGCUUCCUCUUUAACGUCAAAACACUUCAUAGCAAUUGAGUAUACUGUGAUAUAUCUGCGACUCGGUUAUGUCCCACCCCUUGGGGAAAAAUGCAAGGAAUGCGUCACCAUAUCACUGUACAUAAUAAUGAGAAUAGUUGUAGACUGUUGAUGACCCCACCCCACCCCACCUCAACCUUCGCACUCCCUGUCAAACAUGACCAACCACCGUCAGAGUAUGAUCAAAAAGAAGACAGCAAAAAAACAAUCUCUUUUGUUGUUUUUGAAGAAACUCAUGCUUGGUAACCUCCGCCGCCCGCACAAUGCCCACCAUGUCAUUAUGUUGAUUGCAUAUUCUGCACUGUUAUUUUAAUCCCCCCCCCCCCCUGCUUUUUCCUCGCGAGUUCUAAUUGAGUCCCAAUGGCGACACGCAACAAAAUUCCAGUUUCCCCACUGGCAUUGUAGGAAAAUCUGAAAUAUUUGCUGUUGUUUUCAUGUAGAAUGAACUCCAGCCCAUUUUGCACAUGCUAACCAAAACGAUUUGCAAUCUGUCCAGACUUGGAUUUAAUCAAAGAUUUCAAAUUUGUCUUCAGAAACGGCGAGGUCCACCAAUUUGUAUAGUUUGUACAAAAGCGCUACAUUAAAUCUUUAUUUGGAAAUAUUUGUUCUUGACACUAAUUGUCAUAAUGCCGGUGGAAGGUAAACUCUCCGGGACACUAACGACUUUUUUAUUUUUCUAUGCUCCCCAUUGCUAGUGUGCUUUUUUUUUUUUGGCUUAAAUUUAGUUUCCACUUGCAUGAACGUGUUGGCUGGAUUUCUUCUCGCUCUGUUGCUUUUUUUUUUAUGUCACCUGCCAAAGCAAAACUAAGAGUUUGUAUUGUCAGUGGCGGCCAGGGAAACGGAGAGGAAUGUCAGAAUGUUUCCGGCUGACGUUGAGUUGCGCAAGUGGGAUUUUUGCAUGAUGGCGCUAGCAUCUUGAGGUCGGACCCAAGGUCCAAUCGAAUGUUGUUGUUUGUUUGUCAAUGUGUUCACACAGAAAGCAGCAUGCCUAACGACAUUGCUCCCAUUCCAAACAUUCCAUUACUAUUCAACCAAUUUGCCAUCAUGGCUGAUUAAAUGUACAUUAUUUCAUAUCAUUUCGCAAUCACAACAAUUUUUCUAUUUUGAAACAAAUUGUAAUUUUACAAAGUUAAUACACUAAAGUACGCUGAAAACGACCGUAAAUUUCUUUAGGUCAGAGAAAAACAAGAAAUACAUUGGUGGCAAUAUUCGUGACCCUUCAACAAAAUCUCAGUUCUUCGGAAAUUCAACAAUUAACGCAAGCAUUUUUUGUUUCAGAAUUUUGACACUGUACAUUUGAGUGUUCGUUACAAUAUAGAAGCAAUAUUACCGAAAUCAGAAAGAUUGGCAAGAGUCGCCACCAAAACCUUUGUCCAGCUUUUGUUCUAGUCUGACAACUUAAUUUGUGUUUUCCGAUGAAAAAAAUGUUGCUUUGCAUUGGACAGCGGUGACAUUUUGGUCUUAACUGCUCUUAUUUGGUCAAGAAAUGACGUGGCAACAUUAGCAUCAACAAAUAACCCCGGGUCUUUUUCGGAUGGUUCGCUUUGGCAUCGCUGAAAAAUUUUUGUUGUUAACGUCCCUUCAGAAAGUCUUCUUACUGACUUUGUGGACACCGUCGAUACUUUCCUGGCACGUUUGACAAGGUAAAAUUUCUCAUUACAUACGAUAGCUUUAAUAUCAUCAUGCACAAAGAAAAACAAAACAGUCACAACGUAGGAAAGAGUUUAGGGCAUCCCUCCCCCCCCCCCACAAGCCACCCCCCACCCCCACUUGAUGUUUUUACUAGAACGUGCAUUGCAGAUAAGAUCCAAGUCCCUUCCGUUUUGAUUCAGUUCGGCGUGAAUACACUGUAUAUGUCCAUGACACUGUUUGUUGUUUAUGCGGUUGGGUCGGGAACAGGAAAGGGUUCAAAGUUGAACUUUGAUGUUUUAUGGUCAACUUAUUAUUAUUAUUAGUGUUUUUAAUGUUGCUUUUUGAGAAUCACGGGGAAGCAGGUUUGAUUUUUUUUGAAUGAGACUUCAAUCUAUAUUCCCCAAUAAAUGAUAAAAAGGGAUGACAUUUUUCACCUGACCAAGGUAGCUGAGUUAUUACACAUCAAAAUUGUUUUCAGAUUUGGCCAAAAUUAUUGUUCACAAUGAAUCCAAAGUAUAUUGAGUUAUCUGGUUGCAAAGAAAUUGGUCAAAUGGUCAGCAAGUAUGAAUUUGGGAACUAAUUUAUAAAAUAAUUAUAUAUUUAAUCUCAAAUGUAUUCAAUAUUUUUUAAAAGAGUUGUAAAUCUGUUUUAUGAUUGAUUUUUCAGAUUGAUCGGCUUGACCAAAAUGUUUAAUGAGCAUUCACUCCCAAAAUUCAAAACUACAUGCUUUUCAUUUUUCAGAUAAAUUCAAGAUGAACACCAUCUUUUUUGUCCUAUUGCUUUUUUUUUUUUUUUUAAUGGCUUACAAGUCAUUCCGUAUAGCUCUGUGAAAAUAAAUGGGUUUUAAAUUUAA
This is a messenger RNA of Syngnathus typhle (broad-nosed pipefish), 4392 nucleotides long. RefSeq names its product cell adhesion molecule 1a (gene cadm1a). Lineage: Eukaryota; Metazoa; Chordata; Actinopteri; Syngnathiformes; Syngnathidae. Gene Ontology annotation, molecular function: signaling receptor binding. The transcript has 12 exons. Gene Ontology annotation, cellular component: plasma membrane; neuron projection; synapse. The record is from RefSeq and is a predicted model, not a curated record. Bases 64 to 1389 code for a protein of 441 amino acids. Gene Ontology annotation, biological process: cell recognition; detection of stimulus; susceptibility to natural killer cell mediated cytotoxicity.